Molecule: messenger RNA, 252 nt
Organism: Closterium sp. Naga37s-1
Lineage: Eukaryota; Viridiplantae; Streptophyta; Zygnematophyceae; Desmidiales; Closteriaceae
Source: the annotation of a GenBank genome assembly
AUGCCCCCCCCAAUUGAGGGUAGAAGGCAUGGAGGUGAGCUGAUUGUGGGAGAGGUCUCUGCACGCAGUGAGGGCAGGCAGAGGCGAGGGGAUGUGGAGGGGAGCGGAUGUGGAGGGGAGGGGACGUGGAGGGGAGGGGACGUGGAGGGGAGGGGAUGUGGAGGGGAGGGGACGUGCAGGGGAGGGGAUGUGGAGGGGAGGGGAUGUGGAGGAGAUGUGAAAAAUCACGGUGAGAUAGGGCAUGCAAUCUAG